GGCGUUUGCGACCGACGCUAAUCUUUGUUUAUAUUUACACUGAUUUACAUCGGCUUUGACACUUGCCGUUUUAUCUCAGCUUUAUUACAUCGCUUUAAAUUGCAAUUGCAAAUGAAGUUGUACGGAUUGUGCGUGGACAAUUGUACGCGAUUAUGCAGUGGAAAUUUCACACGAGUACGCGCGAGUACUCGUAAAUACAUAAACGAACGAUGAAUGUGAGAUUUUCCCUUCAAGAAUUUUUUUUCCUCUUUCCGAGUAAUCCAAGUCACGCGCUACGCAAGUACGUCUGUAAAUAAUGGCAUUCUCCUUUCGAGCCGGUACCAAUUGGUGCCACGAUUUCCCGAAACUCGCCAGGGAAUCAGGAUUUUACUUCAAUAUGCACGGGUCUAGAGUGCGAGUCGACUGGAAUCGCAUAGGUGCUAUAGACAUCGAUAGAGUUACACGGGAAAGAGAUUUCUCGACUAUCGAUCAGAACAUCAAUAAUGUAAUAGAUUAUUGCUUGGAGAGCGAGUACGACGUCAAGAUCUUGGAUCCUAACUUCGUCAAGUUGUUCAGACUCGCGCAACUGUCGGUCGAGUAUUUAUUGUAUUGCAAACAGUAUUUGGAUCACAGUGUAAUAAUACUGAAGGACGAGCUGAGGCAGAAGAUAGAGCAGAACGUCGGUAUGAAGAAGGAAAUCUCUGCUCUAGAAGAUACUGUGAAGAAUCUGAAGGAGAGAACGAAGGAGAAACGUAAACUGAUUGAAACUAGCGUCGGUGAAAUUUCCAACGGGGAAGUUUACAAGUGUCCACAUUGCCCGAAAACAUUUGUGCGUGCUAUAUUUGUAAAUGCUCAUGUAGCGCGCAAACAUUCGUUUAUAUCAGACAUGGGUGUAUCCGCGUCUCCUGCGCACGAUCAUUACCGAGCUGAAACGGAGAAAUUGCACAACGAAAUAAAAACAUUGAAGGAAAGGCUGAAUCAAACUGAAAGAGUGAUAAGAAAUGAAUCUGACAAACUGCUGGAUAACACAGAAAAGGACUAUGCAAGAAACGUGAGCAGGAACGAGUAUGACAUUGGCAAAAAAGUGGAUAGAUUUCAGGAGCAAAGAAGAUACCAAGAAGAUAUCGGAAGUUUAAAGAGCAUGCUGUUCGAUGAGAUACGCGCAUUGAGAGAAAAGGAUCACGUUGUGAAUGAGAAUAUCCUGGAGACAAAUGUGAAAACUCUAAUCAGUCAGCAAGAGAAAGAGAUUGAGAAUUUGAGAAAUCAACUUCUCGAAAGACUGACUCCAGGCAUGGAAAAUAUGCAGGUAAAACUACAAACGCAAGAGAAACAUUGGAGGGCCAAGAUGGAAAACAUGGAAGCUCAGCAUCGUCAGGAUAUCGAGAAAUUGACCACAGAGUUGAAAGCAACUCAGCAGGUAGCUGACCGUAUAAAGUCCGAGUAUGCGUCUAAGGUGCACGAUCUAGAGAGACAGUCUAUGGAUCAAUCCAGCAUGUUGGUGGAACAGAGAAAGCAAUUGAACAACUUGUCACGCGAGAUCAGUAAUUCGCAGACCAAUAGUCACAAAAUUAAGGAGAAGAACGUAGCAGAAUUCCAUAAAUCGCCUUUACUAACGAUAAAACACGAUAACAGUUACAAUGAGAGCAAAACUUACAAGAGUUCACGUAAAAAUGAGAAUCCUGAGAUGGUGAUUGAAGAUAUUGAUAGUGAAUCUAGUCAAGAAUACAGUGACAAAUUGACGCCAGUCGUGACGCAAACCCAAUAUAUGCCUAGUAGAGAUAGCAAUACUGUAAAAAGCAAGGAUAACAAGAAAAUUAUUACAGACAGCAGGACUGUAGAAGAUUCGGCUGUGAAGCCUAAUUUGAAAAAAUCGAACAGAUCGGAAGGCGCUAAGAAAACGAAAAAUAAUGCGAGGCGUUACGACGCGUUGAAUGAUACGAAUCAAGAAGUGAACGGUCACGCAAAUAAAAGUGUCAUUGCUAAAGAAAGUUCUAUUGAUGUAAACAAAAAGUACGUAGGUAACAGGGAAAAGAAGGAAACUAAAUUACAUACCGACAAUGUGAGAAACAAUAAGAGAUCCGAAAUCUUAGAAAGGCGUAGCGUAAGUUCCGCGACAGAAUCGGGAUCUUUGUCAUCGAUGUCGGAGUCGGGGACCGACAGUGAGAGUGUCACAACGGACGAUGAUUUAGCAAAAAAGUAUGAAACGCCUGCGGUUAAGCCUCUCAAUGACAGAAAAAUGUCGAUUCAGGAAGACGCGCGAAGUAUGUUUGAUAAUCGACUGAGAGAAUUGGGAAUCGAUCCUGAAUGGCAGGGAAUACCUACUGCAACAUAUAAGCAAAAGAUGGAGAUUGUAAGGCAUCAGCAAAGCAUUAAUGCGAAGAAAUUGGUUCGGUACAGCCAAAUCAAACAAAAAAUACUUGAAGAUGUUCUUCAAAGGAUAUCGGAAAAUCAUGAGGAAUCGAGGUAUUCCACGCUUUCGAAAAGUUCGCCAUUAGAUAAGCUGGUUACUCAUGCUAAAUCGAAGGCAUGGAAAGCGUUCAGCAAAGACAGUGGCGAAUACACAUCCGUCCAGAAAACAGAAAAUACAACACCGUUAAAAUUACGUCUAAAGCAAAAGAUCGAGCUCCUUCCUAAAAAAUAUAAAGACGACGAGGUGUAUGAGAAUACGCGCGAAUCGCCACUGAAAAAAGGUGAAAAAACGGACAUUUACGUCAGUCCGAAAGUGACAUAUCCGAAAACGAUUCCAAGUAUUUCCUCCGCAAGCUCCAUUGACUCUCGAGAGGAUAUAAGACAGAUUUCACCUACGAAGAUAAUUGUGUCGGACACUAACGCGCGUAAAGUGAGUUCUCCGAUCAGCAGGAAACAAGCGGCAGCGCUGAAAUUGUCCGAAAACAACGACUCGGACAGUACGAUUGUACAGCAAGACGACAAUUUAGUUCUUUCUUCGAAAAAUAAUAAAAGUGUUUUGAAACCGACAAGCGGAUCAGCCGGUAGCUUGGUAAAGAAGAAAGUCUUAUUCGAUUUGGUUGACAAAAGAAAUGAUGGUACGACGGUACAGGAGAAUGAUCAAGGAAAAAAUCAAAUAAACAACAACGACUGGAACAUCGCAAGUUUUGCUGAUAGGAGAGAAUAUGCGUUGCAGAAGGAGAAGUCUAUGAGCACAGGCAAUAUUGUCUUAAAAACUUCGCAAAGCGAUAAAAUCGCGGAAAUAUCCAAGAAGAUACAGGAGCAGUUGAGCAUAGCGAGGAAGCCACCUGUAGGAUCGGUUGAAACAAUGUUUCGAUUCAACACGAGCUCGCAGGAUCUUACAAAUUAUAAUGCGGGGAAUCAGUUGUUAAACUCGACCAGCCUUAUCAGCUCGAUCUUGGACAGUCCUAUGCGGAGUUUUACAAGUCCAAAGGCGAAAGACAACAUAUUCCCACAACCAGCUCCGCGAACUCUGAAAGAUAAAGAUCCCGCCAUUGUUCAACGUAAAAGCGAAAUAAAGUAUUCUGAUCUGGAUUCAGAUAUAGAUGAAAUAUUGCAGAUGGAAUGAGAUGUGCACUAAUUGUAUCUAUAUUAUAUAUAACUUUAAAUUAUUAUCUUAAGCUACACAUCUUCCACUUUAUGCCGCUGACAUUGUAAGUCGAAUAGGUUUAACGUAUAAUUUAUUAUAGUUUUUUGUAUAACUAGUAGAAUGUACAUACAACGUUUAGGAAUGGAUAAGUUUUAAUUAGUAUACUUUAAAGCACAAACUAUGGAUUUUUAGUACAAAACGCACACGUGCAAACCAAACCAAGUCUUGUAUGUACAUUUCUGACGUGUAACUUGAAAUAUACAUGUUAUACAAAUUGUUUCUAAAA
This is a messenger RNA of Wasmannia auropunctata (little fire ant), 3821 nucleotides long. RefSeq names its product zinc finger protein DZIP1 (gene DZIP1). The record is from RefSeq and is a predicted model, not a curated record. Bases 296 to 3514 code for a protein of 1072 amino acids. Gene Ontology annotation, biological process: cilium assembly. Gene Ontology annotation, cellular component: ciliary basal body; cytoplasm. The transcript has 8 exons. Lineage: Eukaryota; Metazoa; Arthropoda; Insecta; Hymenoptera; Formicidae.